Molecule: messenger RNA, 954 nt
Organism: Hydractinia symbiolongicarpus
Lineage: Eukaryota; Metazoa; Cnidaria; Hydrozoa; Anthoathecata; Hydractiniidae
Exons: 2
Coding region: 17-364 (115 amino acids)
Source: RefSeq, a predicted model, not a curated record
GGUGUUCUAUCGCGUAAUGUUUUGCGAGAAAAGUCAUGUCUGCUUUGCUACGACGAUGGAAAAAACGAAACAAAAUGAAGCGAAUAAUGUGAUCAAAAAUGAAAAAUUAUGGUCAAAGUUAAUGAGUACAAUUAUGGGUCACAACACACUAGUUCCGUACUCACAAACUCUGCAUGAACAUAUCUACGGUGGACAAAACGAUCAUUUUCAUUGUCGAGGAAACUAUUAUAUUAUUAUGGGACAAUCUCGUUCAAAUACAACGACAGGUACCUUGUUUAAACUUUUUCUACGACGUCGUCGUUUUGAUGUCGUCACAAUUUUGCUGAAUACCGUGUCUUUUUCAGACAUGACACAGUCAAAAUAACAAGAGAGACAGCUGAAAAGUCAACCAUUAGCCUAGUUAACUAAGCUUUUGAGAAUAUCUAAUUCAGUUUCUCUCAAACGAAAGCUUAGAUGUAAAAAAAUGUCGGAGAAAAUCUCUAAAAUUUGAAUCCACCUCACAGCAAAACCCGAAUUAUAGACAACCAAUAAGCACAAAGCGGGCGUGGUCAUAUCGUACCCUCUUGAUUAUUACAAGAAUUAAUUAUAUUUGUUCAGUUGAGUGAAGCCAUUUUCGCCUAAAGCAAAGGAUUUCCUGAUAUUGACCACGUGAGCAAAGAACAAUAGAAUUAACAAAUCAAAAAACGCAGCAUAAUUUUUUCCAUCUUAACUAUUCAGAUUUACUGCUAAGAAAACAAAUGCUUGAUCUCCUGGAUAGUCAACCAUGUGAAAAUUUACACUUUUGAAUUCCAGGCAAAUUUUUUUUAACGAACAGUGAUAACAAGACACCAUAUUGGCCUAUUUUCGUCACAACAUUCAGUGAACUUCCACUCUCUUUUUUAGCGUGGAUCAUGAGACUAUUUGAGAAAGCGAUGCAGCCCUAUGAGUUAUCGAUAUCGCUAGGAAGAAAAAUAA